Chaetomium fimeti is the source of this 1225-nucleotide messenger RNA. Its product is annotated as mediator of RNA polymerase II transcription subunit 7. Gene Ontology annotation, molecular function: transcription coregulator activity. NCBI's taxonomy places the organism in Eukaryota, Fungi, Ascomycota, Sordariomycetes, Sordariales, Chaetomiaceae. The coding region runs from base 293 to 1042 and encodes 249 amino acids. Gene Ontology annotation, cellular component: core mediator complex; mediator complex. The record is from RefSeq and is a predicted model, not a curated record. The transcript is spliced from 3 exons. Gene Ontology annotation, biological process: regulation of transcription by RNA polymerase II.
CAGAGGUUCCCACCUUCAUCCCACUUCCAAUUCCAUCACAAAGCACAAACCAAGUCGCCCGCUUUUCGUGUUGCUGCAUCCCGGAUGGCUUUGUAAAUUCACAAACUAAGGCUAUUCGGAAAGCUGGGUUCAUAGCGACGCGGUGAAGGAUGGCAUCGCUCCCGAUUUCCCAGACCUGAGUCCUCACCCGCAUUUCCGACUGAUCGUUCCUCCUUUUCCGCACCACCCCAUUGCGCCAACCCGGCUCGAUUCCCGUUUCCCGUUUCCCUUUAACGUUUAAGGACCGCGCGCGAUGGACAACCACGAAGACGACCCAAAUCGAGUAACGGCAUUAUGGCCGGAUCCACCGUCGUUUUGGAGGGACUUUACACCAGCGAACAUCGAGCGCUACGAGAGCCUCAAGGAUGACUACACGCAUCAGCAAGGCCUGAGCGCCAGCGCCGACGCCGUCAUCCGGAUCUCCAAUAUCCCAGAGGAGUUGAUCAACCUACAACCACCGCCAGAACCUACCGAGGGGAGUUGGAGGUUAUUCAGCGAGCCCGAAACGCUUACCGAAACCCUCCAAACCCUCGAGGAGGCCGGCAUCCAGCGACUGGGCCCGACAUCCGACAUCGAUAGAGACAGCAAACACCUCGACCGGGGGUUCGAAUUAAAAAAGCUCGUCAAGUCGCUCCUGCUCAAUUACCUCGAGCUGGUCGGUCUGAUGGGAUAUAACCCAGACCACGCCGCCGAAAAGAUCGAAGACCUCAAAGUCCUCCUCCUCAACUUCCACCACACGCUCAACGAGUACCGCCCGCACCACGCGCGGGAGCAGCUGAUCCAGAUCAUGCACGCCCACGGCGACCAGAUGCGCGCCGAGACGGCAGGGAUACGGAGCGUGGUGGACAAGGCGAAGCGGAUGAUCGAGGGGCUGGCCAGCAUCCAGGUUCCGCAGUUGGACACGGGGGCGGACGAGAAAGGGGGGCCCAAGGCACAGAGAGCAAGGCUGGAGCGGGGGAGGGAGGCUGUCGAGUGGACAGUAGUGGACGGUGAUUUGGCAUGAGGUGUGCUUUACUUGGGAAACGGCGUACUUGGGUAUGAGCGAAACGGAAUUGGAGGGCAGCCCCUCCUGUGUGGGUUGGUAGUUAUGCCAGCAUCUGCGGAUUCGCUCACUGGUGGCAAGUGUGGCGGGGCCAUAACGAUCUCAUCGAUAAUAGAAAUGAAUUCAGAAAGCAAAUUAAACUAC